CCCCAGGACUCAUCUUCCAGGGCACCAUCCCCGGGUGUCUCCGUGGCCAGCAGAUCCAGCGUCCCCCAGCCCAGCUCGCAGAGGCCAUGCAGAAAUCCCGGGGCAUGCGAGGCGAGGAGGCGGGCACAAGGGCACCCCCCAGCCCCGGGGUGCCCCCGAAGAGGGCCAAGGUGGGGGCCGGCGGAGGGACCGUGGCCGGGGCGCCAGUCUUCCUUCGGCCCCUAAAGGACGCGGCAGUGUUUGUGGGCUGCGACGUGCGGCUGCGGGUGGUGGUGAGCGGGACGCCCCAGCCCAGCCUCAGCUGGUUCCGAGAUGGGCAGCUCCUGCCUCCGCCUGCCCCCGAGCCCAGCUGCCUGUGGCUGCGGAACUGCGGGGCGCAGGACGCCGGCAAGUACAGCUGCAAGGCCCAGAACGAGCGGGGCCAGGCCUGCUGUGAGGCCCUAGUCACAGUGCUGGAGGUUGGAGACUUGGAGACAGGCGAGGAUGACAUCAGUGAUGUGCAAGGGACCCAGCGCCUGGAGCUUCGGGAUGAUAGGACCUUCAGCACCCCCACAGGGGGCUCCGACACCCUGGUGGGCACCUCCCUGGACACCCCCCCGACCUCCGUGACAGGCACCUCAGAGGAGCAAGUGAGCUGGUGGGGCAGCGGGCAGACGGUCCUGGAACAGGAAGUGGGCAGCAGGGGUGGCACCCGCCGCCCCCCGGGCAGCCCAAGGCAAGCACAGGCAGCCGGGGCCGGGCCACGGCACCUGGGGGUGGAGCCGCUGGUACGGGCAUCUCGAGCUAAUCUGGUGGGCGCAAGCUGGGGGUCAGAGGAUAGCCUUUCGGUGGCCAGUGACCUGUAUGGCAGCGCAUUCAGUCUGUACAGAGGACGGGCGCUCUCGAUCCACGUCAGUGUCCCUCAGAGCGGAUUGCACAGGGAGGAGCCCGACCUUCAGCCUCAGCCGGCCAGCGAAGCCCCACGUCGCCCGGCCCUACCUCCUCCCUCCAAAUCCGCGCUGCUGCCCCCACCGUCCCCUCGGGUGGGUAAGCGGCCCCCGCCGGGACCCAGCGCCCAGCCCCCCGCCACCCCCACGCCGCCCCACCGGCGCACUCAGGAGCCAGUGCUGCCCGAAGACACCGCCGCCGACGAGAAGCGAGGAAAGAAGGCCAGGUCGUCGGGGCCCUCACUAGCAGGCACGGCCGAGUCCCGGCCUCAGACACCGCUGAGCGAGGCCUCGGGCCGCCAGUCGGCGCUGGGUCGCUCGCCGCGGCUGGUGCGCGCCAGCUCCCGCAUCCUGGACAAGCUGCAGUUCUUUGAGGAGCGACGGCGCAGCCUGGAGCGCAGCGACUCGCCACCGGCGCCCCUCCGGCCCUGGGUGCCCCUGCGCAAGGCCCGCUCCCUGGAGCAGCCCAAGUCGCAGGGUGGCGCCGCGUGGGGCUCGCCCGGGGCCUCUCAGGAGGAGCUGCGGGCGACCGCAGGCAGCGUGGCCGAGCGACGCCGCCUGUUCCAGCAGAAGGCUGCCUCGCUGGACGAGCGCACGAGGCAGCGCAGCCCGGCCUCCGACCUCGAGCUGCGCUUCGCCCAGGAGCUGGGCCGCAUCCGCCGCUCCACGUCACGGGAGGAGCUGGUGCGCUCGCACGAGUCACUGCGCGCCACGCUGCAGCGCGCCCCGUCCCCUCGAGAGCCCGGGGAGCCCCCGCUCUUCUCUCAACCCUCCACCCCCAAGACCUCGCGGGCCGUGAGCCCCGUCGCCGCCCAGCCGCCCCUUCCAAGCGUCGCGGGGAGGCCUGGGGAUGAGCCGGGGAGGCCCCGGAGCCGCGGGACGGCAGGCAGGACAGAGCUGGGGGAAGGCCCGCAGCAGGAGGUUAGGCGCCGGGACCAGUUCCCGCUGACCCGGGGCAGAACCAUCCAGGAGAGCCGGAGCCCUGUGCCGACUCCCGCCCCAGCCGAUCCCCCCGAGGCCAGGACAAAAGCCCCUCCGGGUCGGAAGCGGGAGCCCCCGGCACAAGCCGUGCGCUUCCUGCCUUGGGCCACGCCGAGCCCGGAGGGCGCUGCUGUGCCCCAGACCUUGGAGAAGAACAGGGCGGGGCCUGAGGCCGAGAAGAGGCUGCGCAGAGGGCCGGAGGAGGAUGGUCCCUGGGGGGCCUGGGACCGCCGAGGGACCCGUAGCCAGGGCAGAGGUCGUAGGGCCCGGCCCACCUCGCCUGAGCUCGAGUCUUCGGACGACUCUUAUGUGUCUGCUGGAGAGGAGCCCCUGGAGGCCCCCAUGUUUGAGAUCCCCCUGAGGGAUGCGGUGGUGGCCCCAGGGGCAGAUGUGCUGCUCAAAUGUAUCAUCACUGCCAACCCCCCUCCCCAAGUGUCCUGGCAGAAGGAUGGGUCCGCGCUGCGCAGUGAUGGCCACCUUCUCAUCCGGGCUGAGGGCGAGCGGCACACCCUGCUGCUCCGGGAGGCCCGGGCGGCUGAUGCUGGGAACUACAUGGCUACCGCUACCAACGAGCUGGGCCAGGCUAGCUGUGCUGCCACGCUGGCCAUGAGACCUGGUGGGUCCACAUCCCCUUUCAGCAGCCCCAUCACCUCUGAUGAGGAGUACCUGAGCCCGCCAGAGGAGUUCCCCGAGCCUGGGGAGACCUGGCCCCAAACCCCCACCAUGAAACUCAGUCCCAGCCAGAACCGCCGCUCCUCAGACGCUGGCUCCAAGGCGCCCCCCACCUUCAAGGUCUCCCUUAUGGACCAGUCAGUAAGAGAGGGUCAAGAUGUCACCAUGAGCAUCCGUGUGCAGGGGGAGCCCAAGCCGGUGGUCUCCUGGCUGAGAAACCGCCAGCCCGUGCGCCCAGACCAGCGGCGCUUCGCAGAGGAGGCAGAGGGCGGGCUGUGCCGGCUGCGGAUCCUGGCCGCCGAGCGGGGUGACGCUGGCUUCUACACCUGCAAAGCGGUUAAUGAGUAUGGCGCUCGGCAGUGUGAGGCGCGCCUGGAGGUCCGAGCACACCCUGAGAGCCGGUCCCUGGCCGUGCUGGCCCCCCUGCAAGAUGUGGACGUGGGGGCCGGGGAAAUGGCGCUGUUUGAGUGCCUGGUGGCGGGUCCUGCCGACGUGGAGGUGGACUGGCUGUGCCGCGGCCGCCUGCUGCAGCCUGCACUGCUGAAAUGCAAGAUGCAUUUUGAUGGUCGGAAAUGCAAGCUGCUACUCACCUCUGUGCAUGAGGACGACAGUGGCGUCUACACCUGCAAGCUCAGUACAGCCAAAGAUGAGCUGACCUGCAGCGCACGGUUGACUGUGCGGCCCUCACUGGCACCCCUGUUCACGAGGCUGCUGGAGGAUUUGGAGGUGCUGGAAGGCCGCACGGCCCGCUUCGACUGCAAGAUCAGUGGCACCCCUCCCCCCUCCGUGACCUGGACUCAUUUUGGCCACCCUGUGGAGGAGAGUGAGAACUUGCGCCUGCGGCAGGACGGGGGUCUGCACUCCCUGCACAUUGCCCACGUGGGCAGUGAAGAUGAGGGGCUCUACGCGGUCAGUGCCACCAACAGCCACGGCCAGGCCCACUGCUCUGCCCAGCUCUAUGUGGAGGAGCCUCGGACGGCUGCCACUGGCCCCAGCUCGAAGCUGGAGAAGAUGCCAUCCAUCCCCGAGGAGCCAGAGCACGGCGAACUGGAGCGGCUGUCCAUGCCCGACUUCCUGCGGCCCCUGCAGGACCUGGAGGUGGGACUGGCCAAGGAGGCCAUGCUGGAGUGCCAGGUGACUGGCCUGCCCUACCCCACCAUCAGCUGGUUCCACAAUGGCCAUCGUAUCCAGAGCAGUGAUGACCGGCGCAUGAUGCAGUACAGGGAUGUCCAUCGAUUGGUGUUCCCUGCUGUGGGACCUCAGCACGCCGGUGUCUACAAGAGCGUCAUCGCCAACAAGCUGGGCAAAGCAGCUUGCUAUGCCCACCUCUAUGUCACAGAUGUGGUUCCAGGCCCCCCAGAUGGUGCCCCACAGGUGGUGGCUGUGACUGGGAAGAUGAUCACACUCACAUGGAACCCCCCCAGGAGUCUGGAUAUGGCCAUCGACCCGGAUGCCUUGACCUACACUGUGCAGCACCAGGUGCUGGGCUCAGACCAGUGGACGGCGCUGGCCACGGGCCUGCGGGAGCCUGGGUGGUCAGCCACAGGGCUGCGUAAGGGGGUCAAGCACAUUUUCCGGGUCCUCAGUGCCACCAUCAAGAGCAGCAGCAAACCGUCACCCCCUUCUGAGCCUGUGCAGCUGCUGGAGCGAGGCCCGCCCCUGGAGGAGGCACCUGCUGUGCUGGACAAGCCAGACAUCGUGUAUGUGGUGGAGGGACAGCCUGCCAGUGUCACCGUCACCUUCAACCAUGUGGAAGCCCAGGUCGUCUGGAGGAGCUGCCGAGGGGCCCUUCUAGAGGCGCGGGCAGGUGUGUACGAGUUGAGCCAGCCAGAUGACGACCAGUACCGUCUUCGGAUCUGCCGGGUUAGCCGCCGGGACAUGGGGCCCCUCACCUGCACUGCCCGCAACCGCCAUGGCACACAGGCCUGCUCGGUCACGCUGGAACUGGCAGAGGCCCCUCGGUUUGAGUCCAUCAUGGAGGAUGUGGAGGUGGGGGCUGGGGAAACCGCACGCUUCGCUGUGGUGGUUGAGGGCAAACCGCUGCCGGACAUCAUGUGGUACAAGGAUGAAGUGCUGCUGACUGAGAGCAGCCACGUGAGCUUCGUUUACGAGGAGAAUGAGUGCUCCCUGGUGGUGCUCAGCACGGGAGCCCAAGAUGGAGGCGUCUACACCUGCACUGCCCGGAACCUGGCCGGAGAGGUCUUCUGCAAAGCAGAGCUGGCCGUGCGUUCAGCUCAGACAGCUAUGGAGGUGGAAGGGGCUGGGGAAGACGAGGAGCAGCGAGGAAGGAGACUCAGCGACUUCUAUGACAUCCACCAGGAGAUCGGCAGGGGUGCCUUCUCCUACCUGCGGCGCGUGGUGGAGCGUAACUCUGGCCUAGAGUUUGCAGCCAAGUUCAUCCCCAGUCAGGCCAAGCCAAAGGCAUCAGCGUGGCGGGAGGCCCGGCUGCUGGCCCGACUCCAGCAUGACUGCGUCCUCUACUUCCAUGAGGCCUUCGAGAGGCGUCGGGGACUGGUCAUUGUCACCGAGCUUUGCACAGAGGAGCUGCUGGAGCGAAUGGCCAGGAAACCCACCGUGUGUGAGUCUGAGAUCCGGGCCUACAUGCUGCAGGUGCUGGAGGGAAUAUGCUACCUGCACCGGAACCAUGUGCUGCACCUGGAUAUCAAGCCUGAGAACCUGCUGGUGUGGGGCGGUGCAGAGGGCGAAGCGCAGGUGAGGAUCUGUGACUUUGGGAAUGCCCAGGAGCUGACCCCGGGAGAGCCCCAGUUCUGCCAGUACGGCACACCCGAGUUCGUGGCGCCUGAGAUCGUCGACCAGACCCCUGUGUCUGGGGUCACUGACAUCUGGCCCGUGGGCGUCGUUGCCUUCCUCUGUCUGACGGGAAUCUCUCCGUUUGUUGGGGAAAAUGAUCGGACGACAUUAAUGAACAUCCGAAACUACAAUGUGGCCUUUGAGGAGAACACGUUCCUGAGCCUGAGCAGAGAGGCCCGGGGCUUCCUCAUCAAGGUUCUGGUGCAGGACCGGCUGAGGCCUACCGCAGAGGAGACCCUAGAACAUCCUUGGUUCAAAACACAGGCAAAGGGCGCAGAGGUGAGCACGGACCAUCUAAAGCUCUUCCUCUCCCGGCGGAGGUGGCAGCGCUCCCAGAUCAGCUACAAGUGCCACCUGGUACUGCGCCCCAUCCCUGAGCUGCUGCGGGCACCCCCGGAGCGGGUGUGGGUAGCUGUGCCCAGAAGACAACCACCCAGUGGGGGGCUCUCGUCCUCCUCUGACUCUGAAGAGGAGGAGCUGGAGGAGCUGCCCUCAGUGCCCCGACCACUGCAGCCCGAGUUCUCAGGCUCCCGAGUGUCCCUCACCGACAUUCCCACUGAAGACGAGGCCCUGGGGACCCCAGAGGCUGGGGCUGCCACCCCCAUGGAGUGGCAGGAGCAGGGAAGUGCCGCCAUUCAGGAUCAGCAGGCCCCCAGUCCUCCGACCCUCCCCUCCCCAGGCCAGGAGCCCCCCAAGGGGCCCAGCCCCCGUCGGGGAGAGCUCCGGAGGGGCAGCUCGGCUGAGAGCGCCCUGCCCCAGGCCGGGCCGAGGGAGCCGGGCCGGGGCUUGCACAAGGCUGCCUCUGUGGAGCUGCCACAGCGCCGGAGCCCCAGCCCGGGGGCCACCCGCCUGACCCGGGGAGGCCUGGGUGAGGGUGAGUAUGCCCAGAGGCUGCAGGCCCUGCGCCAGCGGCUGCUGCGGGGAGGCCCUGAGGAUGGCAAGGUCAGCGGCCUCAGGGGUCCCCUGCUAGAGAGCCUGGGGAGCCGUGCCCGGGACCCCCGGCUGGCACGGGCUGCCUCCAGUGAGGCAGCACCCCGCCACCAGCCUCCACCAGAGACUCGGGGCCUGCAGAAGAGCAGUAGCUUCUCACAGGGUGAGGCGGAGCCCCGGGGCCGGCACCGCCGUGCUGGGGCGCCCCUUGAGAUCCCUGUGGCCCGCCUUGGGGCCCGCAGACUACAGGAGUCUCCCUCCUUGUCUGCCCUCAGUGAGACUCAGCCACCCAGCCCUGUACGGCCCAGUGCCCCGAAACCCAGUGCCCUCAAACCCAGUGCCCCCAAGCCUUCAGAAUCUCCUGCCACCCCGAAACCCAGUGAUGCUCCUGAACCCUUGGCAUCCCAGCCUGCCAAAGAGAAGGCCCCAGAGUUCAAGAAAGAACCAGUCCCAGCCACCAAGCCUACACAGCUGCCUGUGGCUCUGCAAACCCCAGCCCCCGCCCCCACACCCUAUGCCCACAUCAUUCAGUCGCUGCAGCUGGCCAGCCACACGCCAGGCUCUCCGAAGGGCCCUGCCACACCUCCAGCGGAGCCCAAGUCCCACCCUGCUGUGUUUGCCAGGGUGGCCUCCCCACCUCUGGGAGCUUCUAACAAGCCGGUGCCUUCAGCCACGGCUCCCCCGGUGCCAGCGGAGAAAGCCCGGGUCCCCACGGUGCCCCGCAGGCCGGGUAGCAGUCUCAGCAGCAGCAUCGAGAACCUGGAGUCCGAGGCUGUGUUCGAGGCCAAGUUCAAGCGCAGCCGUGAGUCGCCCCUAUCGCGGGGGCUGCGGAUGCUGAGCCGCUCGCGCUCGGAGGAGCGCGGCCCCUUCCGCGGGGCCCAGGAGGAGGACGGCAUGUACCGGCCCAGCCCGGCGGGAACGCCGCUGGAGAUGGUGCGACGGCCUGAGCGCUCCCGCUCCGUGCAGGACCUCAGGGCGGUCGGGGAGCCAGGCCUCGUCCGCCGCCUCUCGCUGUCGCUGUCCCAGCGGCUGCGGCGGACCCCGCCUGCGCAGCGCCACCAGGCCGCGGAGGCCCGAGGCGGGGAAGGGGAGAGCUCGGAGGGCGGCAGCUCGGCGCGCGGCUCCCCGGUGCUCGCGGUGCGCAGGCGGCUUAGCUCCACGCUGGAGCGGCUGUCCAGUCGGUUGCAGCGCAGUGGCAGCAGCGAGGACUCGGGGGGCACGUCGGGCAGAAGCACACCGCUGUUCGGACGGCUACGCAGGGCCACCUCCGAGGGCGAGAGUCUGCGGCGCUUGGGCCUCCCACAAAACCAGCUGGCGGCCCAGGCCGGCGCCACCACGCCUUCGGAGGAGUCCCUGGGCUCUGAGGCCAGCGGCACAUCGGGUGGCUCAGCUCCUGGGGAAAGCCGGAGGCGGCUGCGCUGGGGCCUCUCUCGACUGAGGAAGGACAAGGGGUCAUCACAGCCAAACCUCUCUGCCAGUGUCCAAGAGGAAUUGGGUCACCAGUAUGUGCGUAGCGAAUCGGACUUCCCCCCAGUCUUCCACAUCAAACUCAAGGACCAGGUGCUGCUGGAGGGAGAGGCAGCCACCCUCCUCUGCCUGCCAGCAGCUUGCCCUGCACCCCACAUCUCCUGGACGAAAGACAAGCAGUCCCUGCGGUCAGAACCCUCAGUGAUCAUUGUGUCCUGCAAAGAUGGACGGCAGAUGCUGAGCAUCCCUCGGGCGGGCAAGCGGCAUGCUGGGUUCUAUGAGUGCUCAGCCACCAAUGUCCUAGGCAGUGUCACCAGCUCCUGUACCGUGGCUGUGGCCCGUGUCCCAGGGAAGCUCGCCCCUCCUGAGGUACCCCAGACAUACCAGGACACGGCGCUGGUGCUCUGGAAGCCAGGAGACAGCCGGGCACCUUGCACGUAUACUCUGGAGCGGCGGGUGGACGGGGAGUCUUCCUGGCACCCAGUGAGCUCAGGCAUCCUUGACUGUUACUACAAUGUGACCCACCUGCCAAUCGGCGUGACCGUGAGGUUCCGUGUGGCCUGUGCCAACCGUGCUGGACAGGGGCCUUUCAGCAACCCUUCUGAGAAGGUCCUCGUCAGGGGUAUGCAAGAUUCCUCAGCUCUGCCACCUGCUGCUCACCAAGACACCCCUGUUACCUCAGGGCCAGCCAGGGCCCCACCUCCGGACUCUCCUACCUCACUGGCCCCCUCCCUGACCACUCCUGCAGCUCCUGGUUCCCCAGGCCCCCAGUCAGCUGCUCUCAGCCCCUCAUCUCCCCCAACACCCCCAAGCCAGGCCUUGUCCUCACUCAAGGCUGUGGGUCCACCACCCCAAACCCCCCCACGAAAGCACAGAGGCCUGCAGGCUGCCCGGCAAGCAGAGCCCUCCCCACCCAGUGCCAAGGUCGCCCCAAGUGAGCCCAAGUCUUCCGUCCCUGACACUGGGACCCCGACUCCAGCCUCCACUCCUCAAGAGGUUAAACCAGCAUCUUCCUCUACUCCCCUGUAUAUGGUGACCUCCUUUGUGUCUGCACCACCAGCCCCUGAGCCCCCAGCCCCUGAGCCCCCUCCUGAGUCCACCAAGGUAACUGUUCAGACCCUCACUUCAGCCAAGGAGAUGGUCAGCCCCCCCGGGAGUGGUCCCCACAGCUCUCCGGUGCCGGAGGGCACCAGUCUUCGACAGGGCCCCCUCAGAAACCCUACACCUUCCUGGAGGAGAAGGCCAGGGGCCGCUUUGGCGUAGUGCGCACGUGCCGGGAGAAUGCCACCGGACGAACAUUUGUGGCCAAUCGUGCCCUACGCAGCUGAGGGCAAGCGGCGAGUCCUGCAGGAGUACGAAGUGCUGCGGACACUGCACCACGAGCGGCUCAUGUCCCUACACGAGGCCUACAUCACCCCACGUUACCUCGUGCUCAUCGCUGAGAGCUGUGGCAACCGGGAGCUCCUCUGUGGGCUCAGCGACAGGUUCCGAUAUUCAGAGGAUGACGUGGCCACCUACGUGGUGCAGCUGCUGCAAGGCCUGGACUACCUCCAUGGCCGUCAUGUGCUGCACCUGGACAUCAAGCCAGACAACCUGCUGCUGGCCCCCGACAACGCCCUCAAGAUCGUGGACUUCGGCAGUGCCCAGCCCUACAACCCCCAGGCCCUGCGGCCCCUUGGCCACCGCACGGGCACGCUGGAGUUCAUGGCUCCUGAGAUGGUGAAGGGAGACCCCAUCGGCUCUGCCACAGACAUCUGGGGAGUGGGUGUGCUCACUUACAUCAUGCUCAGUGGACGCUCUCCAUUCUAUGAGCCAGACCCACAGGAAACAGAGGCUCAUAUUGUGGGGGGUCGCUUUGAUGCCUUCCAGUUGUACCCCAACACCUCCCAAAGCGCCACCCUCUUCUUGCGAAAGGUCCUCUCAGUACAUCCCUGGAGCCGGCCCUCCCUGCAGGACUGCCUGGCCCACCCGUGGCUACAGGACGCUUACCUGAUGAAGCUGCGCCGCCAGACACUCACCUUCACCACCAACCGCCUGAAGGAGUUCCUGAGCGAGCAGCGGCGUCGCAGGGCUGAGGCCGCCACCCGGCACAAGGUGCUGCUCCGCUCCUACCCAGGCAGCCCCUAGAGGCUCGGACCACAGCCUGGCCCCGGACUUCCACUCGGGGCUCCCGCUGAUGCCGCGGGACAUUCCAGGGCCCACGCUGAGCCGGGUGGGCUCAGGGCUUCAGACACCACCAGCAGCAACAUCCGGCCGGGCUAUUACCUCAUGGACCUGUGGGGACAGAGGCCCCAGGCUUGGGCCAAUGCCACCAGGCCAGAGCCACAGCUAGAGACUCAUUGGCUGGGCUGGGUGGAGUCGGAGCAGGAAGAGGGGCAAGAGCAGAAUGGGGAAGAGAAAGAAAGGGAUGGAAGACUCUAGGAAGGUUCUGGGGUGGGGGACAGUGCAUCUUAGGGAGGAGCAAACGAGGAGGGUGUGAGUGGCUGGAGAGGUAGAAAGGAAGGGGCCCAGGGUAUCAAGGCCAUGGGCUGGAAAUGAGUGUCAGUGAAGCAGGGACAGGACAAGGGUCAGUGUCAGGGUGCCAGAGGCAGCAUGUGAGAGAGGGCAGCAAGGUGGGGGAAGGGAAGGAGAGAGGACUCAGGUGGGCAUGGGGUGGGCCAGCUGCCAGCAUCCCAAAGAAGUGUGGAGGGCUGGAGGCAGGAGGCAGUGGUCACUCGGGCUAGCACUCUCCUUUGUCCCAGUGGAUGUGGCUCUGGGCUCUGUGCUGGCCCAAGGAUAUCCCC
Molecule: messenger RNA, 10570 nt
Organism: Molossus molossus (Pallas's mastiff bat)
Lineage: Eukaryota; Metazoa; Chordata; Mammalia; Chiroptera; Molossidae
Gene: SPEG
Product: striated muscle enriched protein kinase
Biological process (GO): protein phosphorylation; muscle cell differentiation
Molecular function (GO): ATP binding; protein binding; protein kinase activity
Source: RefSeq, a predicted model, not a curated record